Molecule: messenger RNA, 1007 nt
Organism: Mesoplodon densirostris (Blainville's beaked whale)
Lineage: Eukaryota; Metazoa; Chordata; Mammalia; Artiodactyla; Ziphiidae
Gene: ALKBH6
Product: alkB homolog 6
Exons: 7
Coding region: 85-849 (254 amino acids)
Source: RefSeq, a predicted model, not a curated record
UGCGUCGGCCAUGUGGGUCGGAAGUGGCUGGGAAGGAAAUGGGGGUGCUGAAUUUGGAUUUUGGAGGGGUCACUGGUGGACGGAAUGACCGGGUACAUGGACUUGAUGUCAAUGGAGGAUCAGGACGCCAGGGUUCCAGCUCUGGAACCAUUCAGGGUGGAGCAGGCACCACCUGUAAUCUACUAUGUCCCUGACUUCAUCUCCAAGGAAGAGGAGGAGUAUUUGCUUCGACAGGUCUUCAAUGCCCCCAAACCAAAGUGGACCCAGCUCUCCGGGAGGAAGUUACAGAACUGGGCACCUCAUUUCCCUCCCCAAGGUGGGCUCCCCCAUCCCCGGGGGAUGGUUCCUGAACGGCUGCCACCGUGGCUCCAGCGUUACGUGGACAAAGUGUCUGACCUCAGCCUUUUUGGGGGUCUCCCAGCCAACCACGUCCUUGUGAAUCAGUAUCUGCCUGGGGAGGGCAUCAUGCCCCACGAGGAUGGGCCACUGUACUACCCGACUGUCAGCACCAUCAGCUUGGGCUCCCACACCAUGCUGGACCUCUACGAGCCUCGGCAGCCAGAGGAUGAUGACGCUACAGAGCAGCCCCGGCCCCCGCCCCGGCCGGCCACCUCGCUGUUGCUUGAACCGCGCAGCCUGCUGGUGCUCCGUGGCACCGCCUACACGCGCCUCCUCCACGGCAUCGCAGCCGCCAGCGUAGACGCGCUCGACACCGCCUCCCUGCCGCGCAACGCAGCCGCCUGCCCCUCGGCGCAGGCUGGAGCCCGCCUGGUCCGCGGCACCCGCAUCUCGCUGACCAUCCGCCGCGUACCCCGCGUGCUGCGCGCCGGCCUCCUGCUCAGCAAGUGACGCCAGGACCCAGGACCCGCUCGGAUUCCCGAGCUCUCGCCUGCUCUGGACUGCUGGCGCCCUGUGGGCAGAGGCGGUUCCCCCCGGGUUAUUUUCCCAGUACCUGUGAGGGAACCACAGGAAAAGACCCCAUUCCAAAUAAACCACCAACAAAACAA